Messenger RNA from Phyllostomus discolor (pale spear-nosed bat), 6280 nucleotides. It is a transcript of the gene PLAGL2, whose product is annotated as PLAG1 like zinc finger 2. Bases 1121 to 2347 code for a protein of 408 amino acids. The transcript has 2 exons. NCBI's taxonomy places the organism in Eukaryota, Metazoa, Chordata, Mammalia, Chiroptera, Phyllostomidae. Gene Ontology annotation, molecular function: DNA-binding transcription activator activity, RNA polymerase II-specific. The record is from RefSeq and is a predicted model, not a curated record.
CAGGAAUCGAACCCGUGACCUUUUGGUCUAUGGGACAACACUCUAACUAACUGAGCCACACUGGCCAGGGCAAUGGUGGUGAUUUUUAUUCAAACACUAGAAUAUGAUGGGUACAAUAUUAGAUAGCCGUGAACAAACUAGAUUGAACAUUUGUUUUCUGUACUACUUUCCCCUCUCCUGUAAGGUAAUGGCAAAAAUCUUGGCUAGAAAUUAAGAAUCAAUCUUAAGAACUUCAGAAGGAAAGGGAGACACUGUGGUCCUAUCUAUAAAUUUUAAAGUGGAGGCUCAGAGUGGGGAAGUAACUUACCCAAGGUCACAUAGCUUCUUAGGUCCUGUAGUGCCUCUUCUACUGAACCAGCCUGUCACUCAGAUGAUUGACUUCUGUGUCUAUAGAGUCCUCGGGAUCCUCCGGCUCAGUGGCCUUCAUGAGACUUGUAAGACCAAGAACCCGUGCUGAAGUGAAAAGGAAUGUGAAAGCCCUGGUGUAACGCAGAUAUGGCAGAGCAGCUUUGAAGGGAGGGUGCCUGCUUAAAGGCAGUUUUGAUUUUAUCCUUGCUUUUCUAUCAGGGGGACACGAACUGCCCUUUACAAUUGAGAUAGACUGCCUGAUGCAGUCUUUCAUCUGUCAGACUAUGAUUCAUUGAGCUCCUGCUACAUGCCAUGCACAUGUAGCUGGGAGUGCUGGCCCUCCUUGGGUUUGCUGUCUUAAUAGUGUAGACAGACAGCAAACAAAUAAUGUGAGCAAGAUGACCAACCACAGAAAGCCUCAGUUCCUUGUCCAGAAAACAGUUUAUGGGAAGGAACUAAAACAGGUAGCAGGGUGUGUGACCAGGACUGCCCUCGGGCCAGUUCUGUAGUCCUGAGGAAUGCUUUGGAUCUGCGGGCUUCUGUGUCUUAGGCGGACUCCAUUUGCGGCUGUCCUCUUAGACCAUCUUUUUCUUUUUUUUUUUUUUUUUUGGAGAAUUUUUUGUGUUUAUUUGAGCCCAACUGAUAAAUGCUAGAGAGCAUGCUCUUAGACGACCUUAGUGACAGUCUGGGUGUCAGUGAGGCUGCAAGAAAGGUCCUAGUCAGGGAGGCAGGACCCUGACUGUACCCACAGUCAGUGUGUGACCUUAGGCACAUGGCCACCCACUCAGCCCAGAAACCACACCAGUGCAUGUACUGUGAUAAGAUGUUUCAUCGCAAGGACCAUCUCCGGAACCACCUGCAGACCCAUGACCCCAACAAAGAGGCUCUCCACUGUUCUGAGUGUGGUAAGAAUUACAAUACGAAGCUGGGCUACCGGCGUCAUCUGGCCAUGCAUGCCGCCAGCAGCGGUGACCUCAGCUGUAAAGUGUGCCUGCAGACCUUUGAGAGUACCCAGGCACUGUUAGAGCACCUGAAGGCCCAUUCACGCCGGGUAGCAGGGGGUGCCAAGGAGAAGAAGCACCCCUGUGACCACUGUGACCGGCGGUUCUAUACUCGUAAGGAUGUGCGGCGGCACCUGGUGGUGCACACAGGCCGGAAGGACUUCCUGUGCCAGUACUGUGCCCAGCGGUUUGGCCGCAAGGACCACCUGACACGGCAUGUCAAGAAGAGCCACUCGCAGGAGCUGCUCAAGAUUAAGACAGAGCCAGUGGACAUGUUAGGCCUUCUCAGUUGCAACUCCACAGUCAGCGUGAAGGAAGAGCUGAGCCCCGUGCUGUGCAUGGCCUCUCGGGACAUGAUGGGGGCCAAGGCCUUCCCUAGCAUGUUACCCAUGGGCAUGUAUGGCACCCACAUCCCUACCAUGCCCAGUGCAGGCAUGCCACACUCCCUGGUGCACAACACGCUGCCCAUGGGUAUGAGCUACCCUCUGGAAUCCUCACCUAUCUCGUCUCCAGCUCAGCUUCCUCCAAAAUACCAACUUGGAUCUACCUCAUACUUGCCCGACAAAUUGCCCAAAGUGGAGGUGGAUAGUUUUCUGGCGGAGCUUCCUGGAAGCCUGUCUCUCUCAUCCGCUGAACCCCAGCCCGCCUCACCUCAGCCGGCGGCAGCUGCGGCCCUCCUAGAUGAAGCACUGCUCACCAAGAGCCCCGCCAACCUCUCUGAGGCCCUCUGCGCUGCUAAUGUGGAUUUCUCCCACUUACUGGGCUUUCUUCCACUCAACCUGCCCUCAUGUAACCCACCCGGGGCCACAGGGGGCCUGGUCAUGGGCUACUCCCAGGCUGAGGCACAGCCCCUGCUCACCACAUUGCAAGCUCAGCCUCAAGAUUCCCCUGGAGCUGGGGGACCUCUGAACUUUGGGCCUCUGCACUCCUUGCCUCCUGUCUUCACCUCUGGCCUGAGCACCACCACCCUGCCUCGUUUCCACCAGGCAUUCCAGUAGCCCCCAAGGAGGCCCUCAGCUCAGUCUUGGACUCUGUCAGGGAGCUUCAGUACCCAUCCCAUCUGCAUCCCCUGUAAACGCAGCUGAGCUUUCAGAGCUGGGUUCAAACAGAAAGGAUUCCAGUAUCUGUAUGGAGCACUUGGUUUGGGGGCCCAGGCUCCAGGAUCAGUUCCAGGAGGAGCCUUGAUCCCCGGCCCCAUGAAAAGAUUGCAUACUAUAGGACUUCAGGUAUUUUUACUUUUAUUUUUUUUAUCUGAAUCGGGAGCCACACUUAGUCCUCUCUUUCUCCAAAGUGUCAGAACCUCCUCCUCUUUGGAGACUGGGGAGACCUGUUGGAGACAGAGAGUUUCACUUUGGAUGACCUCGAGAAAAAUAGCUGAAGAAGCCCGCCUUCCGGUCCCAACCUGCAGACUCCGCAGCAGUCGGUCAGGCCCUGCUGCAGAGGGUCACUGGGCUCCCUCACCUGCUUCCAACGGAUGGGCAGGAGAGGGGGCCUCUGCUCUCCCUCACCACCCCCACCCCUCCUUCACCAGCACCUACAUGUUCAGUCAGUGUUGUCCAGCAACGGUACUGUUUACACAAUCGCUUCAGACACACCAUUUCACCUCUCUUGCCGAGCUGUUAGCCUUAGAAUGAUUGCAGUGAACAUUGUUUACACACCGUGAAUUCAUUCCCACCAGUCCAUUCCAGUUGGCACCAGCUGGAACCGUUUGGUACCUGGUGUUAACCGGAGCCCUGUUUACAAGGCGGAGUCGGGUCUCGCUGACUUCUCUUCACUUGAGGUCAUAUUUUUCCCCUGUGGGGAAAUAAACUGACUUUGGACUGCUUCAGUCUCUGCCACCUUCCAUGACCGUGUCGUCCCUGCCUUCCUCAGCAGUGUCUGCAGAAGACAGGCAAGAAGAUUGGAGCAGUUUCUCACAGGUCUGCAAUUCUGUUUUUCUACGAGUAUAUAUCAUGACCCCCUCAUCCUACUAUGAACUGGGGAGGGGGAGAAAUGAAAGACAUGCCCACUUCCAUCUCCUCUCCCUUCCCUAAUUCCCGCCCUGAACAUCAUGAGCUGUUAUCAUUAGUCUUAGGAGGGACCGGGGUUCUAGGCUGGUAUGAACAGCAAAGGAGAGGGUGUGAGCCCCUCCUUUGCCUCUCUUACCUGUCCAUUUUCCAGGAAGUUGUGGAAUUGUAAGAAGAAGAGUUUCAGAAAGUUAGGAUUGGGCAGACGGAUCGUUGAGUCCUAAUCUGUGGGUGCAUCAUUGCCUCCCACACUAAACUUUUCUUACCCACAGUGUCCUUCUCUCCUCCACUUCGCAGUUCCCUUGGACUCAGGGCCACUGUACAUAGGCUUUUCUGCUCUCCAUCAAAGAACUUCCACUUUCCAGUUGUGGCCUCCCUGUUUUGCCCCCAGUACUCAGCAGGGUUUCUUGCAACAAAUAAUUAGUUCUGACUUGUGGGGCUCUGCCAGAGACAGCACAGCUCUGGCCCAGCUGAACCCCAUCCUUGCUCCAUUUCAGUUCCGCAUGGGCACUCUUCCCAUUCGUGGAAGGGAGGUAGCUCAGGGACCACCAGUGUGGGACCCUUUUGAGAUACCUCCACUCUGAUUCAGAAACACACUUCUACCUCUUUACUGUUAACUCCUACAGAUGCAGCCAGCAGUCUCUGGGCAUUUCUUUCAGUGGGUGCCUCGUGCUGGCUUCUCCACUAGGAUUUCAGGACAAACUACUGAGGAACUGCCUCAGCCUCCUCCCAGUCCUCCUCCUCUCAUCCUUCUGUCUAGGAGUAACUUCGGUCUAUUGUCAGAAACUGAGCAGGUGCGAGACCCAGGCUUCUGCUUCAGACCAGGUCAGUACUCUGUGAGGUGAAAGCCUUAAAAUGUAGCUCCCUAGCUCUGGAUUGGAAGCAAUGUGGAGUGAAGAAGCAUGUUUUUUAGGCAGGGUAGCUUGGGAUACCUUUAAAAAAAAAACAAAACCAGAUAUAAAAAUGUCUGGCAAGGUGAUUUGCUUCUAAAAAUUAGUUUUCAGUGAGUCCCAGGGACUGAUUAAGGUUUAUUUUUAAAAGCGUCCACCUUGGUACGCAGCCACCUCCUGCAUGCUGUGCAUGUUAUUGGGACUCGUAUUAUAGGAAAUGGUAUGUGAGGAUCCAAGCAGGACUCAGUGCUGCCAUUCUCCUUGUCUGGUCUUCAUCACUAGACCCAGCAAUCCUUCCCCUCUCCCUGUCACCUUCCCUGCAACCCUUUGUUUACAGAGGCAAAUGGGCCUCUGGCCACAGAACACAGUCUCAGGCUGAUAGAGGAGACCCCUGCUCUCUGCCUUCUCUUUCCUUGUCCCUUCCUCAAAUCCUCUCUCCUGUUAGUGAUGCUGGGAAACUCAUAGGACAGGCAGCAGCUGUUUACAAUCUUGUUUGUAACUGGAGCCCUGCUGCCCCCCACCUUCCUUCCACCCUGCCCCACUGCUCUUCCUCCAGGGCCCUGACCACCCGCAAGGAGUUUCCCUGUCACUGUGAACUUUCCUGGUGCAGAGGAGUGUCAGCCUUCACCUUUUUCUUUCUUUCUUUCUUUUUUUUUUUUUUUUGACCAUAGCCACCCAGCUGUUUCUUAAACCUCCCUUUCCAUAAUUAAAAAGAAAAAAGAAAAAAUGCCUUAUUGGCCUGGUUGUUCGAAGGAUAAGAAUAGCUUUAUCCCACACUGAGCAUCAAACCCGUAUCAGUACCCUUCCUUACGGAGGCUGUGAGAGCCUGAGUCUCAGGGCAUCUGCCCAGGACAGGAGCCAUGGCACAUGGCAGAGACCAAAUAAGGAACAGGAAAAAGGGGUGCGAUGGCCCCUUCCUCACCAUCUCUUCUAACUUUGGUCAGUGAGGAGCUGCCCUGAAUGGGGGCAGGUACCUCCCAUCCCGCAUAGUAGCUGGUCACCAUUGAGUGCAGUCCCGAGGCCAGAGGACGGUGCCCAGCUCUGUCAGCACAAAGGACCUGUGCACAUCUCAGAGGUGAGAGGUUGGGAAAGAAUCACCAAUGAGUUUUUUCCCCAACCUUUUACAAAUGGCAUUUUGUUAAUGGAAAUCUGGAAAGCAGGUAUGAUUACUUUUUUGCUCGUAGAUAUUGUCCUACGUUGAAAUUCUCCCACUGCCCUAAACUUUCCUCUAGUAGCCCUUUAAAUUCUCCCACUCUUCUUUUUGGUAGCUGUUUUUUUCCACUCCCCUCUCCACCUCCCUUCUUAUCUAGGAGCUAUUUGUAAGCACGAAAGUUUUUAACAGUUUAUAUUGUACAGGAUCAAUAUUUUGCUUUUUAACAAGGAUAUUUAUGUAAUAAACUUUGCCUUAGGCAGGUGUUGGCCAGAAAAAUCCAGGUUUCUCUGGGACCCCACCCUGGCCUCUCCUGGAGCUCUGAACCUGCUGUGGAAGGAAUUGGCUGUGACCUUCACCACUGGAGAGUAGGGUCUGUGGGUAGGGAAAGAGCGUUCUAGUUCUGACGGGAGAAAGGUUCACCGUGAUAACCUAGUGCCUCAGUGGAGGGGUUUGGAGGAAGUGUGGAGGGGUUUGGAGGAAGUGUGGAGGAAGAAUUCCAGUCCGAUUUCUUCGGAUGCAAGCUGACUUCCUGCACCUCUCCACCUCUGAGUAUUUGGCACUAGAGCUCCUGAAACACCACUUCUCCCCCGCUCCCUCCCUCCUAGUGGUAAAGGCUUUGGAGCCGCUCUUUCAAAACGCCAGAUUAUUUAAAGAGAAAAUACAAGACAAAAACCUUCUAGCACUUUGUAAACACAGUGAAUAACCUCUUGGAGUAUUUUUGGCUUUAUAUAAAACAAGGUUUUUAAUUGUAAAAUAUAAGUGCCAUUAGAAAAUGCACAGGGCAUAUCUUUGUUAAAGUAGAUUUUUCAAUGUUUUACAGAAUUACAUUUUCAAAAAAAAGUUUUUAUAAUGAAGUUGUUUAUUAAAAACUUCUGAAUGAUG